Molecule: messenger RNA, 5112 nt
Organism: Phalacrocorax carbo (great cormorant)
Lineage: Eukaryota; Metazoa; Chordata; Aves; Suliformes; Phalacrocoracidae
Source: RefSeq, a predicted model, not a curated record
CCCAGAGUGCGCCGCGCUCUCGGCAUGGCCGCUCUGCCCCGCCGCUGCUGAGGAGGCGCCGGGCCCGCUCCGCCGCCGCCCGCCCCGCCCCGCUCCGCCGCCGCCCGCCCCGCUCCGCCGCCGCCGCCCCCGCAGGGUCAUGGCCGACUGGGCCCCCGCUCAGGAGCUGGAGUGGGACAUGGAACCCCAGGAGCUGGCCCUGGAGCAGCCCCUGCCCACCCCCGAGCAGGGCCCCGCCGGGGAGGCCGAGCUACCGGCCGCCGAGAUCUCCCUGACGCUGGUCACCGAGAUCCAGGCCGUGGACAGGAAGGUGGACGCCCAGGCUGCCCAGCUGAUGAACCUGGAGGGGAGGAUGAGGAUGGCGGAAACGAAGCUGAUCGGCUGCGAGAAGACGGCGGUGGAGUUCGGGAACCAGCUGGAGAGCAAGUGGACGGCGCUGGGCACCCUCAUCCAGGAGUACGGGCAGCUGCAGAAAAGGCUGGAGAACAUGGAGAACCUCCUGAAGAACAGGAACUUCUGGAUCCUGCGGCUGCCCCCGGGGGCGAAGGGAGAGGUCCCCAAGGUCCCCGUGGCGUUCAACGAUGCUUCGUUUAACUUUUCUGAGGAGGAGUGGAAGAGCUUGAAUGAGUGGCAGAAGGAGCUUUACAGGCAUAUCAUGAAAGGCAACUACGAGGCCGUCAUCUCGAUGGAUGCUGCCAUUUCAAAGCCUGACCUCCUGUCACGGAUUGAGCAAGGAGAGGAUCCCAACGCAGAAGAUCAGGAUGACUCUGAGGGAGGAGAAACCCCUACAGACCCCAGCACCGAGUUUUCCUUUCCUGGACCCGAUGACAACUCAUGGAGUAAAUACGAGGAGACUCUGGCUGAAAGCCACGAGGGCUCUGAAGAAGAGGAAAGCAUGGAGGUCCCCAGUACAUAUGAACAGCAGUGUGAUGAGGAAGGUCCCGAAAGCCUUGAGCUUCCUAGCUCCUUGACAGGAAAGUGGGAAGAGGUUUUCUCAAGCCCAGAGGAAGAGAUAAAGCCAAGCGGCAAGAGCCGUGGCGGAUCGACCCCACAGCAGAGAACCGCGACGGGCAACGGGCUGAGGCGCUCCGCUCGCCGCGGGAGAGACUUGGCGAGGAAGGACGCUGCUGAGGACGUGGCCGUGGUGGAGGGGCCGUACAUCUGCUGCGAGUGUGGGGAGAGCUUCCUGGACAAGCAGCUCUUUGCCACCCAUCAGAAGGCGCACGCCAGCGAGGAGGCCUGCACUUCCCUGGAGCACGGCGAAAGCUUCAGGCAGAAAUCCAAAACGACCCCUACGAAAGCCCAAGGGCCCUCCCGCUCCAAACCGUCCAAGCGCCCCGAUGGGGAGAAGAGCUCCGGUUUCAAGUACGGCUUUGUCAGGCACCAGGUGAACAACAUGGUGGAGAGACCGUACACCUGCUCCCAGUGCAAGGAGAGCUUCAGCCUGGAAGUGAGCCUUAUCUUGCACCAGAAGCUCCACACGGGGAAGGGUGACGGGCCGCUGACGUGCACCUACUGCGGGAAGGACUUCCGAGACCUCUCCAAAGCCAUCCGCCAUCAGCGCAUCCACACCGGGGAGAGGCCGUACCAGUGCACCGAGUGCGGGAAGAGCUUCAUCCGGCGGGACCACCUGCUCAAGCACUGGCGGGUCCACACCGGGGAGACCCCCUACCAGUGUCCCGUCUGCGGAAAGCACUUCCGCUACAAAGAGUCUCUGAAUUGUCACCAGAAAAUCCACUCCCGCAACCCCCGGCCCAUGGAGGAUUCGCAGCACAACCUGGAGUCGGCAACUCAAACCGGCCAUUUCUGCGUGAAAAAAGAAACUAAGCAGUACUGCUGGUUCGUGAUCGUGUUUUGUAAUAACUUUUGUAAAGUCUGUCAAUACAGUGUUUCCAUUCUGAAGCCCGUGUCGGGUGUCACCCCUGGCUGGGGGCUGUGGCUCCCUGGGGCGUCCCAGGCAGGGGGUCCCUACUUCAGGUCCCCACCUGCCGUCGCGCAGGUCGUGCAGGUCGUGCAGUUUCUUCCAGUUCCCCCCCCCCCCUUAUCCUCUCUCGCAGCCCCGCCCCGCGCGGGAGGCCCGCGGGCCCGAUCCCGGGGCACCCCCCGCGCCCCCCGGGCCGCCCCGAUCCCUUCCCCUCGCGGCGGGGCCGGGCCGGGCCGGGCGGUGCCGGCUGGGGGGGGCCCCGACGGCGGCGGCGCGGUGAUGCCGUCGGUUCGGCAGGGGGCGCUGCGCUGGCGGCGGCCGCCCCGCUCCGCCCCGCCCGGCGCGGCCCCCGGCGCGGCUCGCGCGCGGCGGCGGCGGCCCGACCGCCCCCUGCCGGCUCGGCGGGGCAGCGGCGGCGCCGGAGCGCGGAGCGGCGGAGCCGGGACCCGCAGCCGCGCUCGGUCUCUCGCCGCCGCCGCUCCCCCCCCCCCCUCCCUCCCCUUUCCCCUUCCCUCCCCCGGCCGGGUCGGGCCGGGCCGCGCCCCGCCCCGCCGCGCCGCCCCGCCGCGCCCCCCGCCCCGCCGCCGCCGCCGCCGCCGCCGCCGCCGCCGCCCCGCCGCGCCGCCGCGCCGCACCGCCCCGGGCCCAGCCCGAUGCCCGGCGGCGGGCGGAGGUGAAGGAGCGAACGGGCGCUGGAUCCUCCCGGCCGCGGCCCCCGGGGCCCCGGGCAGGGAACAAAGGGCCAUGGCCGAGGGGGCUCCCGCUCAGGCGCCGGAGCCGGUGCUGCAGCCGCGCUGCCCCUCGCCGCUCCGGCCACCAGCCGGCCCCGAGCGCACCUCGGAACGGGAGACGCAGACGGCCGAGCUGUCCCUGACGGUGGUGGCGGCCGUGCAGGCGGUGGAGAGGAAGGUGGACUCCCACUCCACCCGCCUGCUCGACCUGGAGGGUCGGACGGGGAUGGCUGAGAAGAAGCUGAUCGACUGCGAGAAGACGGCGGCAGAGCUGGGGAACCAGCUGGAGAGCAAGUGCGCGGCGCUGGGCACCCUCAUCCAGGAGUACGGGCUGCUCCAGCGGCGCCUGGAGAACAUGGAGAAUCUCCUGAAGAACAGGAACUUCUGGAUCCUGCGGCUGCCCCCGGGCAGGAAGGGGGAAGUCCCCAAGGUGCCGGUGACGUUUGACGACGUGUCCGUCUAUUUCAACAACAAGGAAUGGGAGAAGCUGGAGGAGUGGCAGAAGGAGCUGUACAAGAAUGUGAUGAAGGAGAACUAUGAGUCGCUGAUCUCCCUGGACUAUGCAAUUUCCAAACCUGGUGUUUUGUCUCAGAUCGAGCAAGGAGAGGAAUCGCGGGUCAGGAAUGAGCAGGACUUGGAGGAGAGCGAGAUCAUUACCGAUGCCACCGCAGCUGGUAUAAGGGUUGUGAUCAAAACGGAGGAGCUCCUUCCUGAAGACAGCCCCGAAAACCCCGAGCUGCAUGGGAUGUCGGGGCAGUCGGAGGGGAGCUUCCAGAGUCCGGACGAGGAGGCAGCUUGCGAGAGCCCCUAUGGCUCCGUCUCCCCUCCGAGGGACCUCCCAGGAACCAGCCUGGGUGACUCGUCUGAAUACGUAGCUGACUUCAAUGAGAUCCAGAGAGUCAUCGUUCACCACGGGAGCUGCACAGAGGACGGGAUCGUGAUCAAGACGGAGGAGGAGGAGGAGGAGGACGACCCCGACACCCUGGAGCCGUGCGCCAUGUUCUCGGGCAGGACCGAGCCGCCGGCGUUCCCCAGCCACGAGGCCGGGCUGGGCUGCGAGGCGCAGUGCAGCUCCAAAACGCAGCCCAGGAGCCUGGCGGCCGCCCGCGUGGGGAAGCCCCCCGCCUGCGAGAGGGACUCCGGGGAGAUGAAGCCGGCCAUCGCCCAGCAGCGGAACCGGACGAGGGAGAGACCCUACAUCUGCCCCGAGUGCGGGAAGAGCUUCAUGCUCAAGAUCAACUUCAUGAUCCACCAGCGCAACCACCUCAAGGAAGGGCCCUACGAGUGCCACGACUGCGACCUCAGCUUCCGCAACAAGCAGCAGUUCCUGCUGCACCAGCGCAGCCACACGCGCCGGGGCGUGGGGGUCCCCCGGCGCCCCGAGCACGGCCUCAAGCCCCAGCCGCGGCCCCCGCCCCCGGGGAAGCCCUACAAGUGCUCCGAGUGCGAGAGCAGCUUCAGCCACAAGUCGAGCCUCAGCAAACACCAGAUCACCCACGUCGGGGAGCGGCCCUUCACCUGCGGCGAGUGCCGGAGGAGCUUCCGCUUGCAGAUCAGCCUCAUCAUGCACCAGAGGAUCCACGCCGGCAAGAGCGAGAUGGCCUUUCUCUGCCCCCAGUGCGGGAAGAACUUCACCCGGCCCUCCCACCUCCUGCGGCACCAGCGGACUCACACCGGCGAGCGGCCCUACCAGUGCAGCCAGUGCGAGAAGACCUUCAGCGAGAAGUCCAAGCUCACCAACCAUUACCGCAUCCACACCCGGGAGCGCCCGCACGCCUGCGCCGUCUGCGGGAAGGGUUUCAUUCGCAAGCACCAUCUCCUGGAGCACCAGCGCAUCCACACGGGCGAGCGGCCCUACCACUGCACCGAGUGCGGCAAGAACUUCACCCAGAAGCAUCACCUCCUGGAGCACCAGCGGGCACACACCGGCGAGCGGCCCUACCCCUGCACCGAGUGCACCAAGUGCUUCCGCUACAAGCAGUCCCUCAAGUACCACCUGAGGACGCACAUGGGAGAGUGAGGGGCUGCCGACGGCUUCCUCUCCCUCCUCUCCCUCCCUCCAUCCAUUCCUCCAGCCCUCCUCCUCCUCCUCUCAUCUCUCCCACCCUCCCUCCAUCCCUGUCCUCCCACCCCCCCCCCAGCUCAGGGCAUGGACAUCAAGGAAGCUUUGUGUGGUAGCGCCGCUGGUCUGGUGGAGACGGCUAGGCUGAUUGGAAAUAAAUUAAUUAAUUAAAGCAAGCAACGCGCGGCAAAAUUAAAAAGAUUAUAUAUAUAUAAAAUUAACAGAAGCAGCUGAUUUAGGGGGAAUCCUCACCAUCAGAAAAAAAAAGCAAACAAACCACCAACAAAAGAAACCUGUACAGGGUGUUUUGCCGGAGUAGGACUCUUAACUGCUUUUUAAAAUCUACUGUUUGGUUUUUUAAUAAAUGUGGAGGAACUUUUUAUUUGAUAAGCAAA